Molecule: messenger RNA, 1048 nt
Organism: Drosophila innubila
Lineage: Eukaryota; Metazoa; Arthropoda; Insecta; Diptera; Drosophilidae
Exons: 2
Coding region: 61-780 (239 amino acids)
Source: RefSeq, a predicted model, not a curated record
UUUCGUACGUCAAUGAGCAGUAAAUAAAUAAAAAUUUUGAAAAAUUCAAGUGGUUGCACAAUGUCCAACCUUCAAGAUGUACCGCUCGCCGAACCCGAGAACCAGACACCCACAGAUCAGAAUACAACCGGACAUAAAUCCAAUUCGCUGAAACGUUUUUUCAAGUUAGGCAAAAAGUCAAAUUCCAGUCAAGACAUCAACGCAGAAGCCGGCGAGGUUACAGAGGAGGAGGCUAACAAGGAUCCAGCCAAGCCCGGCAGCAUAAGUCGUUUCUUGACACGCUUAAAGGGCACAUCCAAGACAGGGAAUUUAGGUGAUUUGACCAUUACAGAGCCCGGUGAGUCCACAUCCAGUUCACCAACAGCCGUGGAGGUGGCAGUCGAAAGACCAGUGCCAAAUGCUAAGCCCACAUUGAAGACCUCUAUAUCGAGCUAUUGGAAGGUGCUUUUCCAUCGCCAAAAGGCAGCCAAUCGUCAGGGUGCGGAAUCUGAACAGGAGCCAGCGGCAACGGCAACGGAACAAUCGGUGGAUAGUCAUGGAAUGCAGCAGGUACAGCAGGAGCAACAAACUGAUCCGAUUAAGGUGGAAGAUGCAUCCACAGUCACACCGGCAACAUCGCGUCACGAUCUCAAGGCAUCAGCAACAAAAACAGUAGUGCCACAAAAGUUGGGUGACCUUCAGCCGGGAAACUGCAUACCCCAAAUACUUGAGGAAGUUCAAGUUCUUACAAUCUCCGACGAGAUUGUCGAUCCAUCGCUUGACGAAACCGUUCAAAAUUAGGUUGAAAUAUUAGGACGCAAUCUAUCUGGAAACCUGGAAAAAUUUAGUUGAUGUUAUUCAAUUUAUAAAAGCCUGCCAGCCUUCUGCCCUUCUGCCACUGCCUACAUGUUUAAUUGAAGAUAUCAGUGUAUUUAUACGCGCAAUCUAUACAAUAUAUUCUUACACACAUAAACACAUACAAUGACGUAACACUUGCACACUAGUUCACCUGCAGUUCAGCUUUAAAUCAAAUCCCGAAUGUUGAAUAAAGCAUUUACCAAGUUAGUAC